Molecule: messenger RNA, 348 nt
Organism: Morchella sextelata
Lineage: Eukaryota; Fungi; Ascomycota; Pezizomycetes; Pezizales; Morchellaceae
Exons: 2
Coding region: 1-348 (115 amino acids)
Source: RefSeq, a predicted model, not a curated record
AUGCGCUACUCAACCAUCACUAUCCUCUUCUCGGCCCUCCUCGCCGCGACGACCCUCGCCCACCCAUCCGAUAACCGCCGCCGCAACAACAUCGACGUCCCCGAAGCCCACAACACGAUCGAUCCCAUUGACCGCCGCGACGUCACACCCACAUCUACCUCUUCAUCCGCUGCCACUACCUCUACCGCCGCUGCAGUGAAAGACGAAGACCCAGACUUCCCCGACGAGACCGGUGACCGUGGGUCCGUGGACGUGCCGGAAGAUGAUGGCGACGAUGACGACGAUGACGAUGACAGCGACUCGGAGGAUGAGGAGGAGAAGAAGAAGGCUGGUGCUGGAAGGGGCUAG